Messenger RNA from Solea senegalensis (Senegalese sole), 1309 nucleotides. RefSeq names its product U8 snoRNA-decapping enzyme. NCBI's taxonomy places the organism in Eukaryota, Metazoa, Chordata, Actinopteri, Pleuronectiformes, Soleidae. Bases 480 to 1154 code for a protein of 224 amino acids. Gene Ontology annotation, molecular function: snoRNA binding; phosphodiesterase decapping endonuclease activity. The transcript is spliced from 5 exons. The record is from RefSeq and is a predicted model, not a curated record. Gene Ontology annotation, biological process: mRNA catabolic process; sno(s)RNA catabolic process. Gene Ontology annotation, cellular component: nucleus.
UUAAAUGUCUACAUUUGACAAUCCGGCGUUAACAUAGCAGACAACACAACAUACUUUUCAUUAGCUUGUAGUUACCAUGUCACAUUGACAUAAUGUAAAUUUGAUGAGUCACAGAAUAAAGAUACGUGAAUUUGUACUUAAAUAAGCAAAGUAACAUUACAACACUGAAAUAAUAAUGGCACUCACUGCAACUUUAAAUUAACGUGCAAGAAUUGGUCUAAAUAGUUUGGUUUGAGGUCGAGGUAUUUAUUUACUUACUAUCGAAGUAAAGUGUAAAUAGAAAGAUUAUCUGAGGGUAGUGAUUGUGACACUGUUAUGAUAAUUGAGGGAUAAACCGUUUUUUGGUGUCAAAUGACGCAACCACAGAACCGAAAGCAAGAGUGCCGCAAACUGAUUUCAGUAGAAAACUAAAAACAUCGCUAACACGAUGCCUCACGCUGUCAGUACACCGUGUCACUCAACUAUUUAUCCUCAAUAAAAUGGCGAGUGGACAGCUGUCGAGGGAAGAGGCGUUGGCGUGUUCGGGCUACAGGCACGCGUGCCAUGUGAUGCUCUACUCUGACACUAAAACUCAACUGUUUGGGAAAAUACCGAUCAGACACAUCGUACUGAUGCAGAUGCGUUAUGACGGUCUGCUGGGUUUCCCCGGCGGGCUUGUCAACCCAUCAAAAGAAACGCUGGAGGCGGGCCUUACGAGGGAGUUGUUGGAGGAGGUGGGUGUGGCUGUCCCCGUAUCAGAAGAAGACCUCGUGGCCUCCCGCUACGCUCCUGCUCCUUUCGUCUUCUCCUCCUCCUCCUCCUCCCCCUACCGUCUCAUCACUCACUUCUAUGUGAAGAAGAUGGAGGAGGAGCAGAUCAGGGAGGUGGAGAGAGCCGCCGUGUCCACGGCAACAGAUCACGGACUGGAGGUUCUGGGAAUGGUCAGAGUUCCGCUCUACACCACAAAAAGCAAAGGAGGCCUCGGGUCCUUCCUGACGCACUCGUUCAUCGGUAACUCUCGCUCCCAGCUCGUCGACUCUGUGCUGCGCCUGAACAUGGUCUCUGCCGAGGAGCUGCACAGAGCCCUGACGCACUCUCUGAAGACAUACUCACACACGGCAGGAGACCUGAGAGCAGCGCUAGCACUGACAGAGGCGCAGAGGAAGCCGCGUUGAACCACACACACAUAUCAAUGUAUUGCACAGCUUUUCUUCUAACGUAACCAGUUCUAUCCCUAACAAUAACCACAAUUCAAGUCUUAGUCCUGAACCAGCUCCCCAGAAAUGAGGUUCUGCCUCAUUAGGACCAGAUUUCGGUCUCCAAUGGGGGC